Molecule: messenger RNA, 641 nt
Organism: Harmonia axyridis
Lineage: Eukaryota; Metazoa; Arthropoda; Insecta; Coleoptera; Coccinellidae
Exons: 4
Coding region: 27-623 (198 amino acids)
Source: RefSeq, a predicted model, not a curated record
UACCUUGGCUUCAUUUGAUCAAAAACAUGAUUCACUAUAUGGUCUUGAUUUCUUUUCUAUUUUUUUCAAAUUUUGAUGCAAUCAAAACACAAGAUGAGGUUUCUUUAAGAAGGAGCAAAAGGUUUGCUGCAUUUCCUGAAGGUGCCUCUUUAUCGGUAGCUUUCUGUAUGACUCAACAAGUUAUCAUACCAGCUGGUAGUAUUUUCACUGAAGGAGUAAAUUGGGGAAUCAGUUAUCAACUUCCAAAUAAAACAACAUACUUAGAUAACAUCAAAAAGAAGUCCCACAUAAUAAAAAGAAGCGAAAGGAGAAGUAUCUAUGAGAGCAUAGAACAGAUCAUAGAAAAUUUUGGGUUCAAUGGAAGGUCUUGUAUAAUGCGAGCUUUGUGUGAAGCUCCUAAAAAGAUGAAUCUCGAGAACAGUAGUAUUUCCGAGAAGAUCAUAGAUUCACUAUUUAGAUUCCCUUUACAACCUAUAGAAGACCAUGAACCAGAAGAACAUCGUGAUUAUCAUUCAGCUGCUAAGUUUGGAGAAGAAAAUCGAUGUGAAUCUUUCUAUAAAGAAUGUCCAUUUCCUUUGUUAGAUGUCAGCUUAGGAGUACUCAAUGGUUAUUUUACUACUUGAUCAAAUAAAAACAAAAUG